AUGGCCAUCAUGAGCAGCGGCACCACAGACAAAGACUUGUCCGACGUGAAGGUCGUCUUCACCCUAGUGGUGUCCGGGCUGCAGUGCAUGGCGGGUGUGGCUGGGAACGGCUUCAUCACAGCCGUCCUGGGCGCUGAGUGGGCCAGGGGCAAGCGGCUGCCCACUGGAGACUCCAUUCUGCUUCUGCUGAGUGUCUCUCGGUUUCUUCUUCAGCUCUGGAUGAUGCUGGAGAGCGUGCUCAGCCUGCUCUUCCGAAGUACCUACAACCAAAACACCAUCUACACCCUCUUCAAAGUCAUCAUCAUGUUCCUCAACUACUUCAACCUCUGGCUAGCCGCCUGGCUCAACGUCUUCUACUGCCUUAGGGUGGCCAACUUCGCACACCCCUUGUUCUUCACGAUGAAGAGGAGGGUCGUGGGGCUCAUGCCUUGGCUGGUGAGGCUGUCGGUUCUUGUUUCCUUCAGUUUCAGCUUCCCCUUCUCCAAGAACAUCUUCCAUGUGCACGUGAACAGCUCCAUCCCUGUCCCCUCCUCCAACUCCACUGAGAAGAAGUAUCUCUCUGAGACCAACGUGGUCAACCUAGUCCUUCUCUACAACCUAGGCAUCUUCCCACCUCUCAUCAUCUUCAUCCUGGCAGCCACCCUGCUGAUCGUCUCCCUCAGGAGGCAUGUCCUGCACAUGGAAAGCAAUGCCACUGGUUCCAGGGACCCCAGCAUGCGGGCCCACCUAGGGGCCAUCAAAUCCAUCAGCUACUUCCUCAUCCUCUACAUCUUCAAUACCAUCACUCUGUUCCUAUCCAUGUCCAACAUCUUUGAGAUCAACAGUCCUGGGAACAUUUUGUGCAAAAGCAUCAUGGCCACCUACCCUGCUGCCCACUCAGGGGUGCUGAUCUUGAGCAGCCCCAGGCUACAGAGAACCUGGAAGCGGCUUCAGCACCGAGUGCAUCGGUACCUAGAAGGACAGACUCUGUAA
Chrysochloris asiatica (Cape golden mole) is the source of this 972-nucleotide messenger RNA. It is a transcript of the gene TAS2R40, whose product is annotated as taste receptor type 2 member 40-like. The coding region runs from base 1 to 972 and encodes 323 amino acids. Gene Ontology annotation, cellular component: membrane. NCBI's taxonomy places the organism in Eukaryota, Metazoa, Chordata, Mammalia, Afrosoricida, Chrysochloridae. The transcript has a single exon. The record is from RefSeq and is a predicted model, not a curated record. Gene Ontology annotation, biological process: detection of chemical stimulus involved in sensory perception of bitter taste; G protein-coupled receptor signaling pathway; sensory perception of taste. Gene Ontology annotation, molecular function: bitter taste receptor activity; G protein-coupled receptor activity.